CCACACCUGACACACCCACUAAACCAUAACUCGCGAAACACAAAAUCAACUAGCAGAAAUAUUUCUCUACAAAAAAUAAUACCAGUACUAAAAAAAUUCUCUCCUCUCUUUCGCUCUCUCAUGUCUUUGUAAUCUUCCCUCAGUCCAUGGCGAAAGCCCGCGCUACGAGACGAACUCUGGACUCCUACACUGUUAAAUCCAUCAACAAAACCAUCCGAGCCGGCGACUGCGUGUUGAUGAGACCUUCCGAUCCGGGAAAGCCGUCGUACGUGGCUAAACUGGAGAAGAUCGAGUCGGACAGCAGAGGAGCCAACGUCAAGAUCCACGUCCGGUGGUAUUAUCGGCCGGAGGAGUCGAUCGGCGGCCGCCGGCAGUUCCACGGAUCGAAGGAACUGUUUCUCUCCGACCACUACGACGUCCAGAGCGCCGAUACUAUCGAAGGCAAGUGCACGGUGCACAGCUUCAAGAGCUAUACCAAGCUUGACGCUGUUGGCAACGACGAUUUCUUCUGUCGUUUCGAGUAUAAUUCGUCCACCGGAGCGUUUAAUCCUGAUAGAGUCGCCGUGUACUGUAAGUGUGAGAUGCCUUACAACCCUGACGACUUAAUGGUUCAAUGCGAAGGCUGCACAGAUUGGUCAUAUUUCGAAUACGCAGUGUUUAUGGAGGCUAAUGAUUGUUCCCAAAGUGGAGGAACAACGGAUUGCGCCAAUUCCAAAGGGAGGUCAGGGGUUCGAGCCUCCAUGGAGGUUUCACCCCACAUGUAUAGACAUGACCCCUGAGGAUGCAAAAAAACUUGAGCACUUCUUCUGUCAAGUUUGUUCCCCUGAAGAGCAAAAGAAGUUGCAGAAUUCUCAUGCUGCUGCCAGAAACUCGGAUACAAAGGUGGAUACAAAACGCCGUCGGAGGUGAUAUACUAAAAAAAAAAAAAAAAAAAAAAAAAUCAAAACAAAAAACCACAAGGUGAGGUAGAUAUUUACCGGAAGUUAUGUCUUCAGAGUUCUGUAGGCUUCAAACCAACACAGAGGCAAUGGUAUCUGCUUCACAAGCAACAAUAUUUGUGAGCUGAUGUGAGAGGGAAACUGGUUUGAGAACUCUUGUUAUGUCCAUAUGGUGUGAGAGACAAUAAUCUUGUUUCCUUUUCAAAGUUCGAGGAUGUGUUUGGUUGUCUGUAAUUAUGUAAUGUAGAUUUACCUUAUUUUCUCAUUUUCUGGCUUCUUUUUUAAAUUAUUAGAGUUUUAUGUGUAUCAAUCAUCCAAAUACUUUUCAACCUAUUUAACUGCAAUAGAUGAAAGGAUUCCAUUUCAAGUAUUUUGUUA
Molecule: messenger RNA, 1316 nt
Organism: Cornus florida
Lineage: Eukaryota; Viridiplantae; Streptophyta; Magnoliopsida; Cornales; Cornaceae
Product: chromatin remodeling protein SHL-like
Exons: 7
Coding region: 147-779 (210 amino acids)
Molecular function (GO): chromatin binding
Source: RefSeq, a predicted model, not a curated record